AUGGGCUUCGAGCAAAGCCCGCACGAGGCGGCCGUCUACCGACGGGGGAGUGGAGGAAGCACCCUGUUGGUGGUCGUCUAUGUCGACGACUUGGUGAUCACCGGCAUCAAGGAUGCAGAGGUGGCAGCGUUCAAGGAAGAGAUGAAGGCCACCUUCCAAAUGAGUGAUCUGGGGCUUCUCUCCUUCUAUCUGGGGAUCGAGGUGCACCAGGACCACUCCGGGAUCACGCUUCGGCAGACCACCUACGCCAAGCGCAUCGUUGAGCUAGCUGGGCUCACCGGAUGCAACCCAGCCCUUACUCCGAUGGAGGAGAGGCUGAAAUUGAGCCGCGACAGCACGACGGAGGAAGUGGACGCCACACAAUACCGGCGUCUUGUGGGGAGCCUUCGCUACCUCGCCCACACAAGGCCAGACUUGGCCUUCUCCGUCGGCUACGUUAGUCGUUUCAUGGAGCGACCGACGACGGAGCACCUGCAGGCUGUGAAGAGAAUCAUCCGCUACAUUGCGGGGACUCUUGACCAUGGCCUCCACUACCCUAGGUGUCCUGGGGCGGCGCUCUUCGUCGGGUACAGCGACAGCGACCACGCCGGCGACAUCAACACCAGCAAGAGCACAAGCGGGAUCCUCGUCUUCCUCGGCAAGUGCCUCGUGAGCUGGCAAUCGGUCAAGCAACAGGUGGUGGCCAUGUCCAGCUGUGAGGCUGAGUACAUAGCAGCCUCCACCGCUUGCACUCAGGCGCUCUGGCUCGCUCGACUGCUUGGUGAUCUCCUUGGUCGAGACACUAGACCAGUGCAGCUCUUGGUGGACAGCAAGUCUGCUCUGGCACUGGCCAAGAACCCCGUUUUUCAUGAACGGACAAGCACAUUCGGUUGA
This is a messenger RNA of Lolium perenne, 873 nucleotides long. Lineage: Eukaryota; Viridiplantae; Streptophyta; Magnoliopsida; Poales; Poaceae. The record is from RefSeq and is a predicted model, not a curated record.